This is a messenger RNA of Aplosporella prunicola CBS 121167, 673 nucleotides long. RefSeq lists its product as uncharacterized. Lineage: Eukaryota; Fungi; Ascomycota; Dothideomycetes; Botryosphaeriales; Aplosporellaceae. Bases 1 to 294 code for a protein of 97 amino acids. The transcript has 2 exons. The record is from RefSeq and is a predicted model, not a curated record.
AUGCCCACCGCCAACCCCAACCCCGCCAACUUCGCCAACCGCCCCCACGAAGAAGUCGAAGCCAUAGCAUCCAAAGGCGGACAAGCCAGCCACAGCCACGGCCACAGCGGAGGAGGAGGAUUCGCGUCCAUGGACCCCGGCAAGCAACACGACAUCGCUUCCAAAGGCGGCCAAGCCUCCAGCGGGUCGUUUGAGCCUGGGUCCGAGAAGGCGCGGGAGGCGGGCCAGAAGGGGGGGGUUGAGAUAGUGGGUUCUGACUCUGUUGGAUCAGGGGUCGUUAUGAUUGAUGGAUGAUUUGAUAAUGGUUUGUUUUUAUUUUGUCAGGUGGAAGCUUCGUUUGUUUAGUGGAUUUGGGGAUCCUGUUUUAGAUUAUAUGCGCUCAUUUUAUGCAGUCAGUUCAAGUACGCGUUUGUUAGAAGUUUUGUUGCAGCCGCGCUCGCGGGAAAGAACUGCGGCUCAGUGAAGUUAGCUACCUAGCACACGAUCGACCGUCCUAGAACCUCUCACCUAUCCCAAGAAACGAAGCCCAAAGAGUUUCCCCAGCCCCAAAGCCUCAAACAACUUAAACGUUUUUAUACAUACAGUCAUCUCUCAAUUCUCCUCGUACACAACAGCAGAACCCUGGUAUCAACUAAGACCAUACUCAGAACGCCAUCAACCCAUCCGACACAUG